Hylaeus anthracinus is the source of this 2760-nucleotide messenger RNA. RefSeq lists its product as uncharacterized. The transcript is spliced from 5 exons. The record is from RefSeq and is a predicted model, not a curated record. NCBI's taxonomy places the organism in Eukaryota, Metazoa, Arthropoda, Insecta, Hymenoptera, Colletidae. The coding region runs from base 811 to 2661 and encodes 616 amino acids.
GUGAUUUAUUUUUUACGUGCUUGCUAUCUUGUAUCUUGUUCAACAAAAAUGAAAAAAAGAUGUAAUGUAUUCGUUGAUACUCGAACGAAUCGCAAAUGUCACGCGCUCGUAAUUUCCGCGACGAUAAGAACGAAUUAAUUAGCCUCGUCGGUUUGCAAAUGAAAACUCGAAUUCGUUUUCAACGUACAAGGAAAAUCGGUCGCUCAAAAUGCGGCACGCAGAAAAUUCGUGACUCGUUGAGACCCGUUUGCAACUGAAAAAAAAAAAGAAACAAAAAUGCGAUGGGAACAUCUGUUUACAAUUGACGUUUCGCGUUAGUAUCCUUUCCGUGUGCAACGAGUAACAUCGAAGGGCACGCGUUUCUCGCGUAUAUCGUUUCUGCGAAGCACGUCGUUGCGUAUCCUAGAUUUAGCAUGAAAAACACCGUCGUGGUUAACGCGUAUACGUGUAUUUAUCUAUCCCUGACAUUUUCGGUUCUAUUUAUAGCGUCGCGUUUAAGGGUGUCGAUAAUACUCCCAUUUAGUUUCACGUUUACGAACGCGGUGACGAAGUCCGACGAUUGUUUUCGUGGAUUUAGGGAUCGUUCCCGAUGGUGGUCCAUUGUUUGAUGCGUUUGUUCGUCGUUACGUGAACGAUAAGUUCGGCGGUGAAAAUCGAUCGCGGUCGCGAGUGAUAAUUGGAGCAACGUGAUCGAUUCGAAUCGGUGAAAUCGUAACUGGAGUCGUCGAACGAACGAGGAAAAAGAGGUUUCGGUAUGACCUGUGGCGGCGGCAAGGACUCGUUGGAUACAUCGGGCGGGGAGGAGGAGGCAUGGAAGCUGAAGCUGGUCGGCACCGCCAGUCUCAACAUCAGGGGCUGCAGCUUACCCUGCCAUCCCCGGGAAUCCCCGGACUGGACGUCGUGAGAGCCUUGCAUCAGACUGUGAUAUCGUUACGGUCCGCGCUGGACUCAUCACGUGAAGAGCUUCGUCGUCUUAAGGAGAGCGUCGGUGAUUUUUCUGGCGAGAGUUACGUCGACGUCGUUGAGAGGCUCGCUCUCGAGAAUCACGUUCUUAGGCGAAAGAUCCUAAGCAGGAACAGCGAGUUUUCUAGUGAUGCUGCCACAAGCCCGCCGCCCCAGGCUCGUCUUUUUCCACUCGCAGUAGAGGACAUCAAAGAUCUGUCAGGGCAAGCAGGCGCACUCAUGGACGGGACGAGGGACAAGGCCGUCGCGGACGACGUGUCCGAGGCACCUAGGCAGCCGACUAAAGGACAGAACGGGAGCAAGAGCAGCAGCAACGAGAGCCUCGAUUCGCAGUCGCACACGGUCGAAAAAACAGCCAAAGGAGCUUCCUCCAUGGAAGAAAAACUGAAACGGUCGAUAUCAAAGGACAACUCGACCGAUCCCGUAGACCCUACACGAACAGCAACUAUGGAAUCGGACGAAAUCGUCAAGAGCGCGUCAAGCGAGGCUGCGCCGACCUCGAUCGACAAACAAUCCAAGGACCCGGAAGCGGAGGACGCGAACGAGUCGCAAGGCGAUCGUUUGGACGUGCCUGAUAAGGAUUUGGAGGACCUGAGCUUGAAAUCCGUAUCGGAUGGAGACAAUUCCGUGUUCAGCGACAAUCCGGAGACCCAGGCGAACCAGCAGCUUCAACGUCAGAGUCAGUCGGUGGACCAGCCCAAGGUCAACGAUCAAUCCGAGAACGAGUCCGAAGAAUUGGACGAUAUCGAGCUGAUAUUCACUACUGAUGAGACGUGUCGCGAUCUGGGUCUCCAGGAGGAUCUCGUGUCGAUCACGGAAACGGAAUCGUGGCAGCAACCACCGGCUGCCAAUCAACCGGUGCUGCUCAAGUAUACAAAGUCUGGCGAGGGAGAGUCUCUGGUUUGCAACGGAGAGAAGACCAGCUCCGUAGAGGAGGCGGUGUCCUCGCAGAGCUCCAGCAUCGAUCGCGAGGAAAGCGUUGACAGAUUCGACGAGAGCUCCAGCACCAGGUUGAACAAGAUGUGGUCGCAGUGCUCGGUGCUGGUAGAGACUGACAUCAGCAAGUGCGGUGUCGUCGAGGAGCCCGAAUACCCCACCAGACACGCGGUCAGGAGGAACACUUUGGCUGCGCCACCCACCGCUUACAGGCCGAUCAUCCACCGAGAAGCCCUGGCGGGCAGUCGUCGGAAGAGCUCAGCACCGCUGAGGCCAGUGAUGGACAGAAUCAGUGGAGCGAGACGAGAAUCCGGUGCUCAAACGGACAUCUCAGCGCUACCGGCUCAUUGGCGUUCCGAGAGCUACCUCGCGCACAAAGUAGCCCAUACGUUCACCACGUUGCCCAGCAAAUUCGCCCUGCCGACCGGGGUGCCCGGAAGACUUCGGCUCUCCGACAAGACACGGGAAGCCAGGAGAGUGAUGCUCUCGGACAUCAGUUUCACCAGCAUGGUGCCGGAGCUGUCCAGAAGCGCCGAUCAUCUCUGCCACGAUCCACACGCCCAGAAUAAAAUUCGAAGUACAGUAAAGACCGGAUCAGUGAAAGAUAAUCGGCACCCAAACAAUGGAGUUAUCCAGUCCGAGUUUCUAUUCUGUGUUUACAUUUGGCUCGGGUCGAGCGUCGAACGUAGAAAAGGACAGAGAAAGAGAAAGAGGUCUCCGAGGAAAAACAGACGUGACUCAUACCUAGCAGUCAUAGCGUAACGCUUUUUCGUUACAAUUUUAGAGUCAAACUUCUCACCAAUACCCCACCGUUCUGUAAAACACUAUCGCGUUGAAAACCGAAUUUUUUUUGACAAGAAU